Aedes albopictus (Asian tiger mosquito) is the source of this 2551-nucleotide messenger RNA. RefSeq names its product ubiquitin-conjugating enzyme E2-17 kDa (gene eff). The transcript is spliced from 6 exons. Lineage: Eukaryota; Metazoa; Arthropoda; Insecta; Diptera; Culicidae. The record is from RefSeq and is a predicted model, not a curated record. Gene Ontology annotation, cellular component: nucleus. Bases 471 to 914 code for a protein of 147 amino acids. Gene Ontology annotation, molecular function: ubiquitin conjugating enzyme activity. Gene Ontology annotation, biological process: protein polyubiquitination.
UUCUGAAGUGUUGCUGACCGAUGCGGAGGGAGUCGUCAUUGAAUCGAGCGAGCGAAGCAAAACCAUCAAGGCAGCACCACCAAGGCAAGGAAGAGGAAAAACCGUAGCCAUCUUGUAAUACGUUUUCGUCGGCCUGGUUAGCACCGAUUUCGGAAGGUUUUCUUCGGUUUCGGUUCUUUUUCACUGCUCUCCCCUUUGUGUGAAAUCCGCGUGCGUGUGUGUGCGUGAGUAUCGCAACAAGAGCCAAUAGGGGAAGAAGAAGCCACAGCGCAAAGAAGAGCUGAAGCAGACGGACUUUUUCCUAUCGACGACGAACGAGUGUGAAAUAUAGAAGUAGCGAGCUAGCAGCUAGGCCGAGAGGAAUUCCAAAUUUGCUGCAGGAAGGCAGGAAUUUUCCGUCGGUUUUCAUCCGGAAAAACACUCCCACAUAGCGGAGGGUCAACUGCACACAGCAGUUCGCAGCAGUACAGAUGGCGUUAAAAAGAAUUAACAAGGAACUACAAGACCUGGGGAGGGAUCCACCAGCACAAUGCAGUGCAGGUCCAGUAGGAGAUGAUCUAUUUCACUGGCAGGCAACAAUUAUGGGACCGCCAGACAGCCCAUACCAAGGAGGUGUAUUCUUCUUAACCAUACAUUUUCCUACAGACUAUCCAUUCAAACCACCCAAAGUGGCUUUUACAACACGCAUAUAUCACCCUAACAUAAACAGUAAUGGUUCGAUUUGCCUCGACAUCUUACGAUCUCAAUGGUCACCUGCAUUAACUAUAUCGAAAGUGUUGUUAUCAAUUUGCUCUCUGCUAUGUGAUCCAAAUCCAGACGACCCCCUCGUACCAGAGAUCGCUAGAAUAUACAAAACCGAUCGAGAAAAAUACAAUGAACUGGCGCGGGAGUGGACAAGAAAGUAUGCUAUGUGAUGCGUUCCAGAAAAUAACCUAGAAAUCAACAAAAACAACCACAACCAGAGAACCAACAAUAACCACAACAAAAACAACAAAAAUCAACAACAGCAACCAAUUGUAUCUGAAUUGCUACUCGUACUACUUCUUCUACUGUUGCUCCAACCUACGCCACUCAUCACUCGUAGGAUGAUUUCUGAUGAUGAUGUCGAUAAUGCCGGAAAAGGAGGUGGCCACGGCGACGUUUUCGGUUGCAGCGACAGCAGCAGUGUGACUCCCCAACAACAGCAACAACAACGUUCUUCUACCAACAAAAGCAACACCUUGCGGCAGAGUUUUCGCCACCGAUUCCUUUUCUCCGUUCGUCGUCCUUGUCGUACUCGUCUUCGUCGUCGUGGUAAUGAAUGUCGUCAGCAGUGGCUAGCCCGUGGACGACCGCAAGACCGUAGAGAUGAGCUACAGCAAAUACAACAAAUUGCAAACAAUACGUUUAACAUUAUUUAUUAAUGCAUACCAACAGAAAACAGAAACAAAACCACAAUGUCUCAAGAUAAUCAGCUGGAUAUAACAGGAAGCUAGGCAAAAAAAUCAAGAUCAAGUUCAAGAACCCACUACUGCAGAAGGAAGCUGAAAAACAACAACACACGAGAACAGUAAAUAAAUCUAUUGAUUACUCUUAAACAAACAUUACCCUUGAACGGAGCAGAUCGUUGCGACGACGAUAGACGUGCGCGCGUUUUUGUUUUUUGGACAAUUCCUCUGAAAACAGUUUUUCUAACUAUGAGUUUUACACUAUUCGAAAGCAUAUUGCAAAUUGGCUGGACCGCGCCCUACACUUUUGUUUCCUUUCCUUCAUUUUGGUUUAGUGUUGUCCAUUUCGUUUUUAGUUAUUUACGAAAAAAAUAUGAAAUACUUAGUAAAAUUGAAUUGCUAUGCAUUAGUUUAUCAUUUUUUUUUACUUUCGAAACAAUUUGAAAGAAUCGAAAGACAGAGAAGUUCUAAGGACGUUUCUCAAGAAAAUCAUUAUUUUUUGGUUCGAAAAAAACUGUCGUUUCCUGUAUGUAUCGAUUAUACUUUUUUAUACAAACUAAUUGGUUGCAAGUCUUUUCUCUGUGAGCAGAAAAGUAAAUGAAAGAAUCAUGCUAAAUAAUCGGAGGAUCAUGAACUCUCUCAUGAUCAGCAAAUAAAAUCAGCAUAGUAAAUGAAACUGAAAUAUACCCAUAAUGGUGAAUAAUUUAUUAUUUUAUGUUUUGCUUAGAGAACUACGUGUCGUAACUUUAGAGGAACAGGAAAAUAAACUGAAAAUGAUGGAAAUGAAAAUUCUUUCGCAAGUGUUGAAUUUUGGACGGGGAGAUUGAGAUGCCGAAAUGAGCGGAGGAGAUUCGUGAGAAGAAAUAACUCAAAACAUACUGUAAGCACUGCAUAUUACACUAAAGUGGAAGCAAAUCGUUCAAAGAUUCGACGAAAUACAGAAAGAGCAGCAGGAUAAAAACAAAAAAAAAAACUUUAAUUAUUUUUAUUAGUCUUUUUAAUUAGAUUAAUUAUUAAUAUUACUGCUAUCCUAAUACUAAACAUAUAGAAACCAACACUGGAAGUAAUGCGAAGCAAAAGUAAAAGAAUGAUACAAACCCAUAUGUCCUGUGAGUGUGUUCGUA